Molecule: messenger RNA, 1911 nt
Organism: Phacochoerus africanus (Common warthog)
Lineage: Eukaryota; Metazoa; Chordata; Mammalia; Artiodactyla; Suidae
Exons: 1
Coding region: 12-1301 (429 amino acids)
Source: RefSeq, a predicted model, not a curated record
GGUCGGGGCUAAUGUCUGUCAAGAAAGGGGUUCCGUUUGUAUUUCCUCCCUGGGACAUGAGGGAGUGGAGGGGUAAGCCGCACAGGGCAGCGAGGGGGCGCGACAAGACCCGCGGCCAGAGCCCCCGAGGCCAGGCCUGGGCCCGCGGGCGGUCGCUGCUGGAGCCAGGAAGUAGAGGGGCGCAGACGAUGCGAGAAAAAUUGUGGAUGCCCUGGAACGGGCUCAUCGUGAUCGGGAAGAGAAUGGAGCUCCUGGGUAGAAAUACGCAAAAGCCUAGGGUGUGGGACCCGAAGCUUGAGUCUGAGGACUCGAGACUGGAAGAUGUGGAGAAGACAGCCUUGAGAGGAAAAUCAGGCCGGAGUCAGGGUGUGAGACGAGGGCACAGUGUAGCCAGUGCAUUACAGGCUUCCGCGGGUUUGGGGAAAGAGCGCUCAAAGAAGAUGUGGGGAAAGCAAGAAGUCAGACACGAAAUCGAGGCUGAAUCUGAGAAUGCCGGGACAACGCCAGGGCCUAGGAAGGGGUCUGGGUUUAAAGAGAGGUUGAAGUUUACUGGAGGGAGGACCAGUGGUGAGGACUUGAGAUCCAGAGGCAAUGACCUAGGGCAGAAUGAGGAGGAGCUGAGGUCUGGUGGAGAGAAGCUGAGGCUGAGUGGAGAGAAGCUGAGGCUGAGUGGAGAGAAGCUGAGGCUGAGUGGAGAGAAGCUGAGACUGAGUGGAGAGAAGCUGAGGUCGAGUGGGGAGAGGCUGAGGUCGAGUGGGGAGAGGCUGAGGUCGAGUGGGGAGAGGCUGAGAUCGAGUGGGGAGAGGCUGAGGUCGAGUGGGGAGAGGCUGAGGUCGAGUGGGGAGAGGCUGAGGUCGAGUGGGGAGAAGCUGAGGUCGAGUGGGGAGAAGCUGAGGUCGAGUGGGGAGAGGCUGAGGUCGAGUGGGGAGAAGCUGGGGACUAGUGGAGAGGAUUUGAGAUCCACUGGAGAUCAACGUCCGUCAAGUAUAGAGAAGCUGGGAUCCAGUAGGGAGAAGCUGGAGAGUAGUGGAGAGAAGCUGGAGGGUUUAAGAACGGGGAGCAUACAAGAAGAGAAAGUUGAAAACAUGGUAGAAGUUACUGGUGAUGAAAGAUUGAUAGCAAUUGUGGAUGCUGAGAUGGAAAUGCCUUUCCAAAAGGUAGAGGAGAAUGAUGAAGAGCUAGAAGAGACUGAGGAAGGGGUGGAGGCUGAAGAGGAUGCCUUAGAGGGAGUGAAUGAUAAUACUGAUGAAUCUGUUUCUAUGGAAGAGAAAGAGAAUAUAGAUGAAGGUACCAGUGAAUGAGGCGGAUGAAGGAUUUAAGCUAAAGAAGGAAGGAGAAGCAGAUAGGGAAAGUAUUACAAGUCAAAGAGGAGAAAUUAGAGCCAAGCAGGUUAUUGAUCCUCAAGGGGUAAAUAGGAGAGAGAAAGGAGAGCAUCUGAGCCUAAGAGGAGAGAGAGUAGGAUUGAAGAGCUACUGAGAGUGAAGGCAGAGACCAGGACCAAAGGAAGUGGAGAAGAGUCAUAAAGAGGGAAAUGGAACAUUUUGAGAAGAAAGAGAAGACUUGUUAGUCUGUUGAUAAGAAGAGGAAAAAUGGACAUUGGUUUCUUGGAAAGGAGCUAUGACUCAGGAGCUUGAAGGGAAACAGUUGAGAAGUGGAUUCAGGAUGAGCUAGGUUUUAAUUUAACACGUGACUGGGCUUAUGAGACGUAGGAGAAUGCCUAGUGAGAAAAACGGAACAUCACAGCAGGGCUGAGGGCGGGUCAUGAAGUUGUGGAAGAAGAUGGGGGCUGCUGUAGACAAAGUCAGUUUCUGAAGGAGGCCACUAAAGAAGAAGGAGGGACUCAAGUGACAAAAGCAGAAGCAGAGAGAAGAAAAUAAAGAAGUGAAGAAAAAAAAGUAAGCAGCCCAAUCC